Toxoplasma gondii ME49 is the source of this 456-nucleotide messenger RNA. RefSeq lists its product as hypothetical. Bases 1 to 456 code for a protein of 151 amino acids. Lineage: Eukaryota; Apicomplexa; Conoidasida; Eucoccidiorida; Sarcocystidae. The transcript is spliced from 7 exons. The record is from RefSeq and is a predicted model, not a curated record.
AUGCAAGGUAACCCGCAGUGUGCAACACUGCAGAUACGGGCCUUUAGUCCAUCCCUGCUGUUCCCCGGUGACAGCCGCUCGGUGGUAGUGGGCACUCAGCAAGUAGUGGGCAUCCGCCUAACUCCCUGCGCAAUAGGAAGGCAGAUCAUAGGCGGAGAUGCAUCCCUUCCAUUUCCCCAGCGCGCGGAUUUGAUGUACCUGGAUACGCUGAAGUCAAAAGAUGUCCCACAUGGAUUUACGCGGAAGGGGACGCGACAAUGUGGUUCUCUUAUAACACGAGAUAUUGAAGGGGCAUUUCCGGAGAACCCUUAUGAACGGCUGACAGCCAGAAGAGACUCGUCUUUUAAAUCGGAGGCAACAUCGGUCCUCAAUAGAAGACCGCGGGAAGGUUCCAGGCCGACUGAUUUGUCCCUGCAAACGCGUGACAUCGAGGUGAGUCGGCGGAAUUGGUGCUGA